Messenger RNA from Eremothecium cymbalariae DBVPG#7215, 1242 nucleotides. RefSeq lists its product as uncharacterized. The coding region runs from base 1 to 1242 and encodes 413 amino acids. Lineage: Eukaryota; Fungi; Ascomycota; Saccharomycetes; Saccharomycetales; Saccharomycetaceae. The transcript has a single exon. The record is from RefSeq and is a predicted model, not a curated record.
AUGGCACAACGUGGAAGAGUUGACCGUGCUCCUGGAGUAGCUGCCGCUCAUGCCCAUCCACAUGUCCGUCAGUUAUAUGAACUAAUGUACAAUGGUGGUGCAGUUGGCACCGUAACGUUAAGGCAAGACCUCCCGCGUCAUGGGUCGAUCGAUCCAAGUAAUGUUGUGUGCACACUGGUCGAGUUAUAUCAGGCAAUACCGGGUGAUAUUCCGUUGAUCAAGACUCAUUCUAUUGCAGGAUGGGUGUUUCUGAAUGAGGUAGAACCAGGAAACUUGAUAGUUUGGGGAAAGAAUGACAUGCGGCCCAUUGUAGAUCCGAUGGAUAUUGCAGCGCAUCAGGAACAAGCAGCAUUAUUGAGCGGAGUUGGUUAUGGGCAUUGGUCAGAACUUGAAGAUGUUGCUGCUGCUGCUGCUGCUGCUGCUGCAGGAACAGCUCCUGUCACAAAUGGGACCCAUUCGCAUGCCUCGAGUUCAGAUUCGCAUGUAGGGUCGAUUGUUGGGGGUCGUGGGAGUGGUGAAUUGGCACAUCAUUCGCAUCAGCACCAGCAUGCCCAUGAGCACCGACAUAAUGGACUUGGUAGCAUAGCACGUUUUGAUUCUGCACCUCCAGGUAUAAUGGAGUUCCAAUCACCAGAACAAGUCAAGGAUUACAUACAAAGAAUAUAUGCCUUUCAAGAGAGAAUUGGAAUCGUUUGCUUGAAGACUAAGGAUUACAAAAGCAAAGUGACCAGAAUUGAUUUCGGAUGUGAGUUUUAUGGUACUCGUGCAGGUAAAUCUGCAACCCCAAACGAACCUUCACCAGGAAGUGGAACUAAUAAUGGUGAUUCAGAUGAGCAUAGGACCCGAUCCACACACCAUCUUGGUAGUGGAACCAAGAGAUGCCCAUUUUUCAUAAGAUAUCGGUACCAAUCUGCAAAGGACAACUACUACCUAGACGAAGCAUGCUCAAACCUAGAUCACGAUCAUGACAGAGUUGAUGUAUGGAAUUACAACACAAAUAAGAGAUUGUUAAUCAAGGAAUAUAAAAGACAGCUUGUCCAGCUCAUGUCCACAAGCGACAAUGUCUCUUCUGGUGACGUCAUCCGUUUAUUGGUCUCUGAAGCUAGUAAGGACGAUCUCUAUAAAGGUUACUUCUCUAAUAACACUAGGAAAAAAGAUUUUGCUAAAGCAAUGAGGAAGAACUGUGAGUACUUCCGCAGGUCAUACUUAGAUAAGAGAGGCUUUGAUGGCCAAGUUACUUGA